GCAGGGUGAUCAUGUCGUCGUCAAAGUCGGCUAUGGUUUUGGGUUACUGGGAUAUUCGUGGGCUGGCGCACGCCAUCCGCAUGCUCCUGGAGUACACGGAUACAUCCUAUGAGGAGAAACGGUACACGUGCGGGGAAGCUCCUGACUAUGAUAGAAGCCAGUGGCUGGAUGUGAAAUUCAAGUUAGACCUGGACUUUCCUAACCUGCCCUACCUUAUGGAUGGUAAGAACAAGAUCACCCAGAGCAAUGCCAUCUUGCGCUACAUCGCUCGCAAGCACAAUAUGUGUGGUGAGACUGAAGAAGAAAAGAUCCGAGUGGACAUCAUGGAGAACCAAAUAAUGGAUUUCCGCAUGCAACUGGUACAAGUCUGCUACAGCCCUGACCUUGAAAAACUGAAGCCUCAGUACUUGGAACAGCUACCUGGACAACUGAAACAAUUCUCCUUGUUCCUGGGGAAAUUCUCAUGGUUUGCAGGGGAAAAGCUCACCUUUGUGGAUUUCCUCACCUAUGAUGUCUUAGAUCAGAACCGUAUGUUUGAGCCCAAGUGCCUGGAUGAAUUUCCAAAUCUGAAGGCUUUCAUGUGCCGUUUUGAGGCUUUGGAGAAGAUAGCUGCCUACAUGCAGUCUGACCGCUUCUUCAAGAUGCCCAUCAACAACAAGAUGGCCCAAUGGGGCAACAAGAGAAUAUGCUGAGCAUGAGGCGACUUGCUCUGUUCGUUUUGUUCCCUUCUGUCCCUAAGGGGCCUGUACUUGCUCUUUUCUCUUCAAUAAAUAGCACUUAGGCUA
Messenger RNA from Diceros bicornis minor, 785 nucleotides. It is a transcript of the gene GSTM3, whose product is annotated as glutathione S-transferase mu 3. Gene Ontology annotation, biological process: glutathione metabolic process. The coding region runs from base 12 to 692 and encodes 226 amino acids. The record is from RefSeq and is a predicted model, not a curated record. NCBI's taxonomy places the organism in Eukaryota, Metazoa, Chordata, Mammalia, Perissodactyla, Rhinocerotidae. Gene Ontology annotation, molecular function: glutathione transferase activity. The transcript is spliced from 8 exons.